Messenger RNA from Drosophila willistoni, 831 nucleotides. Its product is annotated as mannose-binding protein A-like. The transcript has 2 exons. Gene Ontology annotation, molecular function: signaling receptor activity. The record is from RefSeq and is a predicted model, not a curated record. The coding region runs from base 12 to 830 and encodes 272 amino acids. Lineage: Eukaryota; Metazoa; Arthropoda; Insecta; Diptera; Drosophilidae.
UUGAUUUAAAAAUGUUCUAUUUGAUUUUCUUGUGUGCAUUAAGUCUGGUCAAUGCAAAUGAUUGCUUGCUUAACGAUGGGCAUAUCGAUGGCUCUAAUAGCUUUUAUCGCUUAGCAAAACCACUUUUGUUAUUUCUACCCACAAUGCAAAAGCGAUUGGAAUCCUGUGAAACUCUGAAGCCACCUUAUGCUCAAGAGAGAUUGGAUAAAAUAGAAAUGGCAAUGAACAAAUUGCAAUUGAGUGCCGAUAAGCAAAUUCAAUCAUUGCUCUCCUGGAAAUCAGAAGUCGAAGCAAAGCACGUGAAUACCGAUAAAGAAUCUCUCGUCGAAUGCCAAAUGGAGAUGAGGAACAAAGUACUACAAGUGCAGGACAAGUCCGAUGCACUUGCAAUUUGUGAAUCAAAAAUCGAAGAAUUCAACUUUCAACGUAAUACUAUGAAGACAAAAUCGAAUAAAUUCGAACAAAUUGGCUCGAAAUAUUACUAUAUUGAAAGACAGAAAAAAGAAACUUGGUUUGGCGCCUUGCACGCAUGUCAUCGUUUAGGUAGUCAUCUGGCUAGUCCUCAGAAUGAAGAAGAACUGGAUGGACUUAGCAAUUUAUUAAAAACUUCAGGUAAUAACUAUUGGCUAGAUGUCCAUAAUCACGUAAACCAAAAUGAAUAUAUAUCGGUGACAACUGGUGAAAAAGCCAAAUAUCUUAAAUGGAACAAUAAUGAACCAAAUCAUGGGCAAAAAGGUGAGAAUUGUGUGGAAUUGAAACCGAAUUUGGGUAAAAUGAACGAUCGAGUGUGUAUGGAGGAAAUUUAUUUUAUAUGCGAGGUCAAAGUUUAAA